Messenger RNA from Zonotrichia leucophrys gambelii, 584 nucleotides. Its product is annotated as coronin-1B-like. NCBI's taxonomy places the organism in Eukaryota, Metazoa, Chordata, Aves, Passeriformes, Passerellidae. Gene Ontology annotation, molecular function: actin filament binding. The transcript has 5 exons. The record is from RefSeq and is a predicted model, not a curated record. The coding region runs from base 135 to 584 and encodes 149 amino acids. Gene Ontology annotation, biological process: actin filament organization; cell migration.
UUCCUGCCCCGCCCCCGCCGCCGCCGCCGCUCCCGCCGCCCCCGACACCGGCACCGGCCCCGGGCAGCGACCCGCCGCUCCCAUUUUGGGGUGCCAUCCCAGCGUUCCUGACCGCGGCCGGGGGCUCCCCAGCCAUGUCCUUCCGGAAGGUGGUGCGGCAGAGCAAAUUCCGGCACGUGUUCGGGCAGCCGGUGAAGACGGACCAGUGCUACGAUGACAUCCGCGUGUCUCGCGUCACCUGGGACAGCACCUUCUGCGCCGUCAACCCCUCCUUCGUCGCCAUCAUCGUGGAGGCCAGCGGCGGUGGCGCCUUCCUCGUCCUCCCCCUGCACAAGACCGGACGCAUUGACAAGUCGUACCCCACGGUGUGCGGCCACACGGGGGUCCCCGUCCAUGGGGCGCCCCCGUUCCGCCCCCCCCCCCCCCACCCGCCGGUGCCCCCGCCCCGGAGCCGCGCAGGCGCGGGGCGGCCCCGGUCACUUCCUGCCCCGCCCCCGCCGCCGCCGCCGCUCCCGCCGCCCCCGACACCGGCACCGGCCCCGGGCAGCGACCCGCCGCGCGGCCACCACCGGCCCCAUUCCUGA